Hypoxylon trugodes is the source of this 1708-nucleotide messenger RNA. RefSeq lists its product as uncharacterized. The transcript has 5 exons. Gene Ontology annotation, molecular function: metal ion binding. The record is from RefSeq and is a predicted model, not a curated record. Bases 501 to 1217 code for a protein of 238 amino acids. Lineage: Eukaryota; Fungi; Ascomycota; Sordariomycetes; Xylariales; Hypoxylaceae.
CCUCUCCCCACACACGAACAAGCUGAAGAAAAAGCUACAACCUAAGUGCAAAUUAGAAGAAAAGGGCAUUGCAUUCUGCUCUUGUAUCUUUAGAAUCACGGCAGUCAGGCAACAAUCAUCACUGAAUAUCUGAGGAAAGAAUGUGGCUUUAAACACUGAUGCUCUAGUGGCCCAAGCUUUUGACUCACAGACAAGCGAACAGUAUAUAAGAUUUCAUUUAUCUGUUGUAAUCUACUAAUUGGAUGAUAAUAGGGAACUCACACGUACUUCCUUCCAAGGUAUCCGACACAUCAAUAAAACCCUGCCAAAGAUUGGUGCGAAUUCCCAUAAGGCAUUUUUAUUCUUUGCUGUGUUACCUGGCUGCUGCCUGGUCAAGCGUUACACCGAUUAAAUAAUACUUUUGAGCCCAGCCUACACAACUCGUCCCCGACAAACCUAAGUCCAAAGAGUCUUCGUCACCGUCACCGACUAAUAAUUGUCGUCAUUUAAUAAUUCCCAAGAUGGCACAAAACGACAUGAUCAUAAAGGGAACUACCCAAGUCCUAACGGGUCUUGGUAUUUUGCUUGGUGCUGGCCAUAUAUCCAGUACCACACACGAGAAGAUCCUCGCCCUUCUCAGCGGGGACCAAAGCUCCACCGUUGAGAUCAAGAUGCAGGCCAUCAAGGAGGGCCAGAAUGCUAUGCCUCGUCCAGGAAAGGAGACGCCUGUCUCAAUACAAUCCCACGACCUGCUGGGACUCGGAGGCGAACUCGCCGACCUCGCCAUUGCGGAUAAUUCGCCCGCCCUUUCAACUCCCACCGCCCCCGCUCGCUCCAUGACCAGCAGCACCGCCGCGCCAAAGUCCGGCCCUAACGUAAAGAUAAUCUGCCCGUGGUGGUUAACGGAAGGGUACAGCUGCCGCGAAAAGAAGUGCGGGAUGUACCACGAAGAUAUCCCGGGCGCAUUAAUACAGCCUCUAAUAUGCCAUUUCUGGGCGGAUGGCGGCCGUUGUUCGAAAACAGAGGCCAACUGUCGCUUUGCCCAUUACCAGGCCCGGCACCACCUUGUCGCUCCUACACCCAAGAAAAAGGGGAAAAAGAAUCGGGUUGUUACCGCUAAUGAAGACAAUGUAAACGAGUGGUACAAUGCUUCGAGCGCUGUCACGCCAGUCGACACGAGUCACGAUGGGUACUGGCGUGGUCGAGCCCGCUCUCCUGCUCCUGAGGAAUGGCAGUGAUUAAGACGCAUAAGUCUUACCUCUGAUAUGUGGGAGAGCGCGUUCGACCUAGGUUCUCAGGCUAUAUUGGGUGUCAAUUCUUGAAAGCAACGAUAAUAAGGGGUCGCUAUUUAAUUGUGACCAUCAUAUACUAAAUGCUAAAGAUAUUCCAUAACUGGCUUGUGACCCUGGCCAUCUUAUGGGGUGUCCUAAAACAACAGGCGCUCACAAAUGAUGAAACCGAGAAACUGGUGAAAAAUUGUUGCUGAGCAUACACAAGCAUAACAGGUCACAACUUCUAUCCUCCGCAUUGGAGAGUAACAUACCCCUUAAUGUGUCACCUCAUUAAUAUGAUAAGUCUAAAAGAACCUCCAUCUUGUCAUUGACUUGGCUUUGUUUGAAGUACCUUUCGCACGAAUAACUAGAAUCAUUAGUUAGUCGAGCUAGUCGUCAGCGAUACGAUUGAUUACUUUACCUCCAGAACGCAGUACCGAUAGGCAUGUAGUGGCAAC